AUGGAGAGCGCAGCACCUAAGCGGCCGCCCCUUCGGGCUGCCUGCGCCCGCAACGACGCCGCGCGCGCCCCAUGGGCCGCCCAGGGCUGCGGGCCUGCGGGGGGCAGUGGCAGUGGCGGCGGCGGCUCCUCGGGGCCCAGCGCCCGGCUUCGCGCUGCGUGCCAGCAGCUCCGGCCUCCAGGACCGCCUGCUCGCCCGGCCCGGCUGCAGCUCCCGGUCCCGGGCCGGUUUCUAAGGCUCCGGACGGCGCCCGCAAUGUCUGUCUUAAAGCGACAGCGCGCACCGCCAGGUUCCAGCAGUCCCCGCGCCAGGGGUGGUGGGUGGGGUGGGCCGUGGGAGGGGGCGGGCGGGCGGGAGCGCGGAAUCCAGCCCCGAGCCGCCCGCGCCGCCGCGCCCGCUCCGCCGCCUCCCGCCCUCCCGCCCUCCUUCCCUCUGCGCCGCGCCCGCCCCUCCGCAGCCACCUUCCCGCCGCCUCCCCGCCCCCCGCUCCCCACCCCCUGGGCCUCGCCGCGCCUCUCCCCGACUUCCUUCCCUGGUGACACACCGCGCUCUCCCUCGGCCGCACAAAAGAAACGCAUCUGGCCUGGAAGCCCCGCGUGGCCCGUGCCCACCUCUGCCCCGGACGCCUACAAGGCCGCCUCUGCCCUGGCGGACGAGCCCCACUCGGGACGCGGGGACCGAUCGCCUCUGAGUCCCAAGCCAGGGCGAGGGCAGAGCCCGAGGCCGGCCCCGGUAGCUCCCAGCGGCGUCCUCGUCGGGGGGCCAGUGGCCCCACCUUCCCCGGCCUCUCCUCCCCGGACCUGCGCCCGCCUGAGCCCCCGUCGAGUGCAGCCCGAGACCCCCAAGAGCCAGUCAGGCCCCGUGGCCUUCGGAGGGCACCUUCCCCCUUUUCUGCCUCUGCAGCAGGUUGGCCAGACAGUUCUGGAUCAGGCUUAG
This is a messenger RNA of Suncus etruscus (white-toothed pygmy shrew), 936 nucleotides long. RefSeq names its product basic proline-rich protein-like. Lineage: Eukaryota; Metazoa; Chordata; Mammalia; Eulipotyphla; Soricidae. The record is from RefSeq and is a predicted model, not a curated record. Bases 1 to 936 code for a protein of 311 amino acids. The transcript has 3 exons.